Molecule: messenger RNA, 216 nt
Organism: Strongylus vulgaris
Lineage: Eukaryota; Metazoa; Nematoda; Chromadorea; Rhabditida; Strongylidae
Source: the annotation of a GenBank genome assembly
AUGCAAGGACCUGUCCUGACGUUAACAAUGUACUCCUGGUGCUUCUGGCUGGAUACAGAUGCUGAUUUAUUUGACAACACGUCGAACUUGAAAGAGAGCUGGUUCACCUAUCCCGGAACCUUGCAUAAUACCAGUACGCCAGGCGGGACUUUGGUGGAGAUUGAUGGAAAGUUUUCCACCGAGUUUUCGUUAGAUAUCGUAUCAGAAGAAAGAUGA